This is a messenger RNA of Anopheles funestus (African malaria mosquito), 1453 nucleotides long. RefSeq lists its product as uncharacterized. Lineage: Eukaryota; Metazoa; Arthropoda; Insecta; Diptera; Culicidae. The record is from RefSeq and is a predicted model, not a curated record. The transcript has a single exon. The coding region runs from base 762 to 1430 and encodes 222 amino acids.
UUUGGAAAGUCUUUGUUCGUGAUGGCGCAACAAGCAGUACCAGAAGGGAGGCGUUGGGCGAAACGAUUGAAAGAAAGAGAAGGAAAAUAAAUUGCAAAAAAUAUCAAUACGUUUCUCAAGGAAUUUUGGAAUAUGUUUUCUCGCAUCUGUAACUCUUUUGAGGUUUAAAUUAAAUUACUUCGUUUCUAUCACUUGCGACACACUAGAUUUUUCCUACACGAUAGAGUUUUGUUGUCGAACUAAAAUCCAAUUGCGAAGCGGAUAAAAGAGUUCAGUUGCUGUCCCUUCCUUUGUUUUUUUUUAACAUGGAGUGGAGUGUUGGUGGAUGGUCAUCGUUAGCCUCACCUCUCCUACAUUUGGUGGAGAAUGCAAUUGCAAAGAAGGUACCAACGGUGAGUACCAUUGAAUCCGUUUGUGUUUCCGUUGUUCCGGGGCCCGGAGGGCAUUAUGGGUGACGCACCGUGCUGGACACUUUGGAACCUUGAUGAGCGCUAUUGAGCGCACCCGUAAAGCGGAGCGCAUCGUGUCCGAACAGUUAGUUGAGCGAAAGCAUUCGUGAGGAUCAGUUCGAUCGUUUUGGUAAUCGGCAAAGUUUUGCAAACUCACUCACGGUGAAAAAACGCGAACAAAUCGAAUAUUUUUGGACGGUGAACGCUAGCGAAACAUAAGUGACAGAACGGAUUUGGCUGGAUCUUUCAUCAAAAAAGUUGAAAAUUACCCAGAACGAAGAGAGCACAAAACAAAGCAAAACGGGCGAUAAAAUGCUGAUCACAACGGAUAAUGAUUUUCAUGUGGAAAACGAUGGUUUGCGCAAGAACACGGUCCGGUGCGACUUCUCCUUCCUGAGACGGGAUCUUUCCGUGCUGGAGUUGCACGGCUUUGUCGAGCACUAUCUGCAGCUGGCACCGGAACAUGUGACAUAUCUGCAGUGGAACGGUGUCGAGCGCUGUCUGUAUCUGCGCCUGUGCGAUCUGUGCACGGCCCGGCGUCUUGUGGCGGUGCACAGCCGACGGCAUACGUUCCCGGAGGGGCGCCACGGUGCCCGCGUCACGAUGAAGCUUAUCGACGUGCCGAUGGAGGUGCUGAUGUUCGAUCUAUCCGAGCUGGUGACGGAUGAGCAGGUACAUGCAACGAUGGCACAGUACGGGGUGGUCAUCGCGAUCGGGCACAGCCACUGGGGCCCUGGUGUGCGUUACGCCGGCACCCCAAGCGGUCAACGAUUGGUGCGCAUGGUUAUGCGCAAAACGGUACCAAAAUACGUGCGCAUCGGUAACGAGGUGUCGUCCGUCUACUACCCUGGCCAACAAUAUAUGGAACCCCGGGCUGGAUAUCGCUUGCUGCAUAACGUUGUCCUUGGAUGGAACUUUAUGGGACGGAUGGUACGCACAAUCUCACCGACAAACACUUACAAACGGCUGGACGAAGAAUAAGCGAAUGAAUUCAACUUCAACGC